GAUUAACAAAAUUGAUCCAGUAAAACAGAUCUCAAAAAAAGGAAAAAAAGAAAAAGAAAAAGGAGACUUCGAACCCGUGACAUGAGGGUUGGGCCGGCGCAACCUUUAUAGAUCAUCAGGCCCUAAAAUUCUCUAAACACGAAGCUCCGAUCUAAUCCACCAAUCACAACUCUCUCUCUCUCCUUCCCAAUCUCAAGAUCCAAAUCUCUCUCAACCAAACCAAACCUCACGCGCCACCGCCAUGUCGACUCCACCGACCCUCCCCGUCACCAACCAACAACAACCCCAGCCACCAAUCAACACCCCCGCCUUCCGCACCUUCUUCUCCCGCCUCUCCACCUCCAUCCGCGACGGCUUAUCCCAACGCCGCCCCUGGGCCGAACUCGUCGACCGAAGCUCCAUGGCCCGACCCGAAUCCCUAACCGACGCUCUCUCCCGGAUCCGCAAGAAUCUCGCCUACUUCAAGGUGAACUACGUGGCCAUCGUCUCCCUCGUCCUCGCCUUCUCCCUCUUCUCCCAUCCUCUCUCCCUCCUCGUCCUCCUCGGCCUCCUCGCCGCGUGGAUGUUCCUCUACCUCUUCCGUCCCUCGGAUCAGGCCUUGAUC
This is a messenger RNA of Eruca vesicaria subsp. sativa (arugula), 604 nucleotides long. NCBI's taxonomy places the organism in Eukaryota, Viridiplantae, Streptophyta, Magnoliopsida, Brassicales, Brassicaceae. The record is from the annotation of a GenBank genome assembly.